Messenger RNA from Phanerochaete carnosa HHB-10118-sp, 1892 nucleotides. RefSeq lists its product as uncharacterized. The transcript is spliced from 18 exons. NCBI's taxonomy places the organism in Eukaryota, Fungi, Basidiomycota, Agaricomycetes, Polyporales, Phanerochaetaceae. Gene Ontology annotation, molecular function: copper ion binding; oxidoreductase activity. The record is from RefSeq and is a predicted model, not a curated record. The coding region runs from base 39 to 1742 and encodes 567 amino acids.
AAAACGCACUCCCAAAUCGCCCUCGUCGUGCACCCAUCAUGCGCUACAUUGCACUCUGCACUCCACUCAUCAUUGCCUCCAUGGCCCUUGCCCUCUUCACCGGCGCAGAGGCUCGCACUCUACCAGACCAGUCCCCUGCCUCCUCUGAGCUUUCCCGUCGUGCCAACACCGUCUCGGUGCCAGGAGCCGACAACUUCGUCGUUGGUAGCAUCAUUGGCCAAGCUCCGACGACGAGGACCUACGACUUCGUCGUCUCCGAGAUGGAAGGCGCUCCCGAUGGCGUCACGAAGCCCAUGCUCGUCGUAAAUGGAGUGUUCCCUGGUCCGACUAUCGAGGCCAACCAAGGCGACAGGCUUAUCAUAAAGGUCACAAACCAGAUGUCGAAUAAGACAUCAAUUCAUUGGCACGGCAUACCUCAGAAUGGCACAAACUACUACGAUGGUACGGCAGCGAUCACGGAGUGUGGCAUCCCGACUGGCCAGUCGCUUACUUACGAUUUCUCGCUUGAUGAUUUCUCAGGCACAACCUGGUGGCACGCCCAUGAUACGGAGUAUACCGACGGCAUUGAAGGCGCGCUUAUCGUUCACCCACGGUCCUACCCUCCCAAAUUCCCCACCUGGGACGAAGACCUCGUCGUCGAGCUGACCGACGUGUACCACACGUUCAGCGGGGUCAUUGCCGCGGAGCUCUACGCAGGUAAUGGCUCCUUGUCACCACUUUUCCUCGAGAUCCCGGACAGUGGUGCCAUCAACGGUAUUGGUCAAUACAAUGGCAGUGCCAACUACUUUGAUUUUGACUUGAAGCCCAACAAGACUUACCGCCUGCGCCUCAUUCACGAAGGCUCUGCCGCCGCCUUUCGCUUCUCCGUGGACUAUCACUCACUGACCAUCAUCGAGGCUGACAGCACGCUCAUCGAGCCCCAGGUUGUCUCUGGCGUCUCGCUCGCCGUCGGGCAGCGCUACUCGGUGCUCAUCACCACGAACCAGACUGCAGAGCCCCAAGGCAACUAUUGGAUGCGCUCUGAGCUCACAACCGUAGGCAGCCUCCCGGAUGUCAACACGGACGUUCGUGGAAUCAUCAGGUACGGAAACAGCAAGUCCUUGCCGACGGCCUCGACAGACCCUGGCGUGCCGGGCUCGGGUCUCUCUGACCUCAAUACCGCGACGCUUGCGCCGGCCAUCGUCCAGAAGCCGCUGGACAGUACCAAAUCCUACGCUGUCUACUUCAGCGUCGCAGAGUCAACUGAUGGUGGAACAAUUACGUUUAUGAACGGCACGAGCUGGCAACCACUCUCAAACUCGUCGACUCUAUUGCACAUCGUGGACGCCGCUCAGAAGGGCCAGUCCUUCGCUCCGGAGGGUUCUAGCGUGGAAUUGGGUAACCAGUUUAUGAUCACUGAAGACUCCAUUGAGACCGUCGACCUUUUGCUGGUAAACCAGGACCCCGGCCCGCACCCGUUCCACCUUCAUGGUCACACGCCGUUCGUCAUGGGCUUCGAUACGGGCACAUUCAACGGCACUGGCCUCAACACUGUAAACCCGAUAUACCGCGACUCUUACAUCGUUCCCCCUGCUGGCUGGCUCCUGUUACGCUUCGUCACGGACAACCCCGGAAUCUGGACCCUUCAUUGCCAUAUCGCCUGGCACAUGGCCGUCGGCCUGCUGAUGCAGAUCAACAGCCUACCGUCCGUGUCUGCGAAGUUCGACAUCCCUCAAACUAUCCUCGACCAGUGCCGCGUCUGAGCAAUGGCACUGUGGAAUGGACUCUAAUAUUUAUGGCUGCAGUGACAGGAUUUGUGGACAGUUUUUGCGUCGCUCUGGAAAGGUAGCUGGUACCAUAAUAUGGUGAUACACGCUGUUGUCUAAUAAUGUAGUAUGAUAACAAAGAAACUU